AAUGCAAGGAAUCGGACACGGGAAGAUAGAAGGAGUAAGACAGCAUGGAGGUGGAACUACAACAACCCUUCAUAUUUUCCUUAAUUUCCCUCCUUAUUUAGAGUGCCACGCCUCGCCCAUGACCUGAGUGAGUGCCAGAGUGCCUAGUGCCUCCCCUCACCAAAUAUUAACAUCCCAGGAGACGUAAUAGAGGAGAAAUCACCAAAAAUAUACAGAUGCCUGGCGAGGGAGACAAACAGAGGUGGACGGAGACACCAAAACACAACGACAACUCCAAGAACAACAACAACAACAAGGACAGGCCAGCGACGAGCACCAGGAAGUGAGAAAAAAAGGGAAAAACAAGACUCGCAUUGCCUAAACACAAACAAACGCACAAGACAAGCACACAAGCGGCCGACAUCAGCAAUGGAGCUCGGAAUUGUGUCGAUAAGGAUUUUUGAUCGCAUUUAGACAUUUGAGAACGCUUUAGGAAGAUGAUGAUGGAUUUUGAGAGUGGCGUAGAGGAGUGGAAGAAGAAAAAACGGCUCCAGUACUCAUAAAUCUAUAAAUACGUGUGUGUGAGUGAAAAAAAGCAAGAAAAAGGUCGGAAAAACACAACAAACGCAAUAAUAACCAGAAAAAAAGAAAAAAAAACAAGGUGAACAAUAAUGAAAGACUAAUUAAGGUGUGAGGUGAGCAUCAGGUGGCCUCGUUAGUGCCAGGUGACUAUGGUGAGGUGGCUGGACAGGUGAGGGGAGUGAGGGGCAGGUGAGGGGAGUGGUGUGUGAUGGGGAAUAAGAAGAAAGGUAAAGGUGAUGCUGGCUCUGACAAUACUGAAGAGGAGGAAGCUGUGACAGAGAAGUGACCGUUUGUACAUGUGUGUGUCUGUAGAGUGACGGCUGCUAACACACACACACACACACACACACACACACACACACACACACACACACACACACACACACACACACAGGGAGAUAUAUAGACACAUUAACAAACAUCUCAAUUUUUCCAUAAACCUCACAAAAAACAAACACAAGCAAAGACAAGACUUAAAAACAAACAAAUAAACAAACACACACACCUGUAAAUAUAAAAAAAACACCUUAAUUCUUUCAUAAACCCCCCAAAAAAACACAAGCAAAAAUAAUAAAAAAAAAAAAACACGAAAAAUCAAGUAGAUCAUCUCGAAAACCACAAUACACCACCACCACCACCACCACAACCUUACAUUACCUAACCUAACCUAACUUAACCUAACCGAACCACUACCACCACCACCACCACAGCCCAACCCAAACCAACACAUGCAAACCAGCCACCACCACCACUAACCUAACCUAACCCAACCCAACUCAACAAUACAAAAAACACCACACCACCACACACCACCACUACCACACCCCCAACCCAAACAAAAAUGGCCACGUAUUGCUUAGAGGACCCAGUAUCGCCAGACCUGUCCUGUCCGAUCUGCUUUGAGGACUACGACAUCCUCUCUAGACAGCGCGCCCCCAAGCUGCUCCUCUGCCUCCACACCUUCUGCUACGGGUGUGCGCAGCGACUGUGGCGAGCGGACGGCACCCUGGAGUGUUCACUGUGUCGCGCUGUUCAUUCCGAGGUCACCCUGGCUGAUCUCUUUGACAAUUUGGUGAUUUUGCAGCAUCUUAGGAAGAAACGUGAGGAGCAGGACCUGGAGUUAGCACGCAGGCUGGAUAUGGAGAUGAGACGAGGGGAAAAUGACACCGCCGUCCCCAACACCCAGCGGACCCCUGAGCCCCCCCCGGAUGUCAUAGACCUGACCAGCCCCAGGACGGAGGUGGUGGAGGAGGAGGAGGAGGAGGAGGAGGAGGAAGAGAAUGAGGAAGAGGAAGAGGAAGAGAGGAACCUCAUCGAUGCCCUGGGGAUGAUGGCCGGAGGAGUGGGCAGCCCUGUGUCCCUUGGCCCAGCCCUCAGCCCCACCCUAGACCCCCCCGCCAGGGCGCAGGACGGUGCAUACCACGAUGCUCUGUUCUUCUCGAGCUUCAGCGACGAGGAACACAACAAUAUGUCAGGAUCGGAGGGAGGACUGGAGGAGGAGGAGGAGGAAGAAGAGGAAGAAGAGGAGGAGGAGGAGGAGAGCAAUGGGAAUAUUACUCUUGAGGAAUUGCUGUACCGACAUCAGGAUUCGCUGGAGUUGGAGGAGGAGGUGGAGGAGCAGGAGGAGCCGGAGCAGGAGGAGGAGGUGGAGGAGGAGGUGGAGAUGCCCUGGAUGCCACAGUGCCUUGGUGGAGAAGUGCCAAGUGACAAUGAGGGGGACCUACAGCUCGACCUUGACUUGGAGAUCCCGGAGGAGGAGGAGGAGGAGGAAGAGGAUGAGGUGGAGGUAGAGGACAAUGAACGUGAAGAAGAGCAGGAGGAGGAGGAAGAGGAAGAGGAGGAGGACAGGUGGCACUCUGCUAGCGAUGACAUCACUUCGUCUCCCUGGCUGGAUGAAGACUAUAGUAUGGAUGACGACACACCAGACACCCCUGAUUUCCUCGACUGGUUUGUGACUUUCUAGUGCCCCCCCCCUCUGUCCCCUGCCCUCCAUGCACCUCCUCCUCUCACCUCUCACCUCCUCUCUCUUUCCCUCUCCUCUUUCAUUAAGUGAGAAAAGAUAGACUGUUUUCUCGCUUUCUUACUCUCUCUCACCACCUCUCCUCCUCUUCUCUCUUCUCUCUUCUCUCUUCCCUCUCCUCUCUUCUCUCAUUAAGUAGGAAAAUAUUGUUCUCUCGCUUUUCUUACUCUCUCUUCUCUUCUCUCCUCCUCUCCUCUCUUCUCUUCUCUUCUGUCUCUUUUUCCUCCUCUCGUCUUUCAUUAAGUGGGGAAAGAUGACCGUUUUUCUGUCUCUCAUCUUCUUUUUCUUCUCUUCAGUUCUCCUCAUUGUUCUCCUUUUCUCUCUUCUGUUUUUAUCUUCUGUCCUCCUCUUCUGUUUUAUUGUCUGUCCUCCUCUUCUCUCUCUUUAAUUCUACUCAUUGUCUUCCUUUUCUUUCUCCUCCUCUUUUGCCUUCCUCUUCCCUUUUAUCAUCUCUUCUCCUCUCUCUCUCUCUUUCUCUUAUCUCUCUUUAUUUCCUCCUCUUCCUCUUCCUUUUUAUCAUCUUUUCUCCCUCCCUCUCUCUUAUCUCUCCUUAUUUCCUCUUCUUCCUCUUCCCUUUUAUCAUUUCUCCUCCUCUCUCCUCUCUUUCUCUCUAUCUCCUUAUCUCCUCCACACCACCACAGUGUCUCAUAUAUGAAGCAUUCCCUGACCCCCCAAUUAUCACCCACCCCCCUAUAAAUAGUAUGAGACAUUGAUAUACAAAGAAAGGAAAGAGAAAAUAUACUAACACUAAUUUA
Messenger RNA from Portunus trituberculatus (swimming crab), 3336 nucleotides. Its product is annotated as glutamic acid-rich protein-like. Gene Ontology annotation, biological process: protein ubiquitination. The coding region runs from base 1403 to 2524 and encodes 373 amino acids. The record is from RefSeq and is a predicted model, not a curated record. Lineage: Eukaryota; Metazoa; Arthropoda; Malacostraca; Decapoda; Portunidae. The transcript has 5 exons. Gene Ontology annotation, molecular function: ubiquitin protein ligase activity.